AAAAAAGUAUUGCAGUAAGGCGAGAACGGUUUCUCAUUAGUAUUUAUUUAGAAAUGAAUUAUUAAAUUUGGUGUAUUAAUAACCUACAAAGAACAAGAAUAGCUGUCUGUGCUAACAAAAAAAGAAGAAUUAGGAAUUUAAAUAUCAAAACUUGUCACUGUCACAUUUCUAAAGAAUUUUAAAUAAGCAAAUUUAAUGAAAGAUGGUACUUACUAGAAAGUACGUAAAAAUAAAAUAAUGUACAGAAAUGGAAUUACUAUGGUAUAAUAGCAAUUCAUUCAAAGGUAGAAGAUAAAAUAUUUGAAAUAUUUUCAAAAUGAAUAACAGCAAAUGGGUUUCCAUUUGUGGCGAGGAUUUUGUAAUAUGGUCCCAAAAACAACACGAUUUCGGUAUUUGUUUCCAAAAUCUUUUCUUGCAUAUUCCGAUUUUGGCUGUUUUUGGGGUUUCAUCUGCGUAUUUCUUUGGGCUGCAUACAAGUACCAUACCGCGAAGUAAAGUUCAACGAUUUGCUUUAGUUAUAAGAAGUAUUAUAAGUAUAAUGCUUACAUUUAGUCCAAUAAUUGAGAUUUGUUAUAAUAUUUAUUUAAAUGAAGAAACUAUGGAUAAUGCUUCAGUAUUGUUAGGAGUUGUCCAGGGUAUAUCCUGGUUUUCGCACUUUAUGUAUACGUUACGGCUAAAAAAAGGACUGACUAAAAACCCAAGGGGACCGAUGUUGAUGUCAAUUAUAUGGUCGCUGAUAUUUUCUCUAACUAUCCUCACUACCAGAAGUCGAUAUUUACUCUACCGGCAGAGUACCGAUCGCGAAUAUACUGUCACUGAAUCGUUCGGAUUGAGCUGCUUCGUCCUGAUAUUGCAGGUAGCAUACGCUAUCUCGUUGAUACCAGGCGAAGAUAAUACAGAUUUUACCUUUUCUAGAAGUCCUCUUGAGGUUUCUGAAACCCAAUCUCUUCUCGACAGCAGUAAUUAUACUUACGUACAGUUUGCAGGAGUCGAUGAUCCUCAAUAUCUCGGAGUAGCCAUGGAGCAUACCAGUUUACUUUCUAAAUUAUCUUUUUCCUGGGUAAACAGCUUGAUAACUAAAGGCGCUAGCGAUACUCUUACGAAUUCUUACGACUUAUACGAUCUUCCACCUGGCGUGGGUAGUAGAUAUAAUAGUAGACGCUUAGAAAAUCAAUUGGAAGAUCUACCGUCAUCUAGUUGGAGCUUCUUGAAAGGGCUGCACAAAUGCUACGCCUGGGAGUUUUACAGCGUUGGUAUCCUAAGAUUGAUAGCCGAUUGUUCUGGAUUUGCAGGACCGAUUUUAUUGAAUAAGUUAGUCAGUUUUAUCGAAAAUAAAUCCGAAGAUAUUGAAUGGGGAUACAUUUUUGCAAUGUUACUAAUCGGUAGUACCACUUUAGCGGCUUUGUGUGAUACUCAUUUUAAUUUUAUGAUGUCUGUGGUUGGAUUAAAAAUGCGCGGAGGGAUUAUAACGAUGAUUUACAGGAAAACUUUAUCUGUAAAUUCGAGUAAAUUGACUUCAAACUUAUCGGUCGGUGAGAUAAUGAAUUUUAUGUCGACUGAUACUGAUCGUAUUGUGAAUUCAUGUCCCAGCUUCCAUUCGUUAUGGAGUAUACCGUUCCAAAUCAGCGUCGCUCUCUAUCUGCUUUAUCAACAAGUGGGUGUUGCAUUUUUAGCAGGACUGGUGUUCAGUAUCGUACUGAUACCCAUAAAUAAAUUAAUAGCUAAUAAGAUUGGCGAAUUGAGUACCAAAAUGAUGAAACAAAAAGACGAUAGGGUUAAACUGACAUCAGAAAUUUUAAGAGGUUACAAACCAAUCAAAUUGUACGUGUGGGAACAGCAUUUUAUUUCAGAAAUUUCGAAGAAGAGAGAUGUAGAGCUUAGAUAUUUGAAAGGUCGGAAGUAUUUGGAUGCUUUGUGCGUUUAUUUUUGGGCUACGACUCCAGUGGUUAUAUCAAUCUUGACGAUUGGUACAUAUGUACUGUUUGGAAACAAAUUGACCGCUGCCGUUGUAUUUACCACGAUAGCUCUGCUGAAUAUGCUUGUAAGCCCGUUGAACGCAUUUCCAUGGGUAUUGAACGGUUUAACAGAGGCUUGGGUAUCUAUAAAGAGGAUACAAAAAUUACUGGAUCUGCCCAAUAUUGAUUAUAACAAAAUAUACGAUCAAAAUAAAUUAGACAACGAAAAUGAUGACAAUGUUGAAAUAUUAAUUUCGAAUGGCAAAUUUUCUUGGGAAACGACUCCAAUAAACCUUGAAAAUAAACCGAAUACGAUUUCAGAAAACGAGGAAAACGGUGUUGCUAGAAACCGCGAAAAUGGUUCAUUCAAACUAACUAAUAUCGAUGUUAAAAUUUACAAAGGAGAGUUCAUUGGAAUUAUCGGUCCAGUCGGUAGCGGAAAAUCUUCGUUUUUAGCCGCCAUUUUAGGAGAACUGUCUGCAGAAUCCGGUAGUAUCGGAAUCAGACACGUUGAUACGGGUUCUGCAAUUGUCACGCAACAGAGCUGGUUACAACGAGGUACCAUUAGAGAUAACAUCCUGUUUGGAAAGUCUUUCGACGAAAGCAAAUACAAGUCCGUUAUAUUUUCCUGUGGACUAGAGGAAGAUUUAAAUGAACUACAAGCUGGUGAUAUGACAGAAGUAGGUGACAGCGGCGGUACCUUAUCGGGCGGUCAGAAAACCAGAAUAGCUCUAGCUCGAGCUGUCUAUCAAGACAAAUUAGUGUAUCUUUUUGAUGAUAUAUUCUCAGCUGUAGAUGUGAAAGUUGGCAAGCACAUCUUUCGUCACUGCAUUAUGGGACUAUUAAAGGAAAAAACCAGGAUACUAUGUACGCAUCAUUCGAAGUACUUACUAAACGCCGAUAAGAUUAUAGUACUACAGAAUGGGUAUUUUAAAUCUAUUGGGAUACCGUCCGAAAUACUAAAAAGCGAUAAAGACGAAAUUAUGACUGAUUUAGAGUUAGAAUUAGAUGCACCAAUGGAGAUGAAUAAAGACUUAAAUAUAGACGAUAGCAAAGAUAAUAAUAAUCUCUUUAAAGAAGUGAGCAAGAAAGGUAGCUUGGAACUGAACGUAUGUGUUUCUUAUUGGAAAGGAAUGGGACAUUUCAUAAGCAUUUCGAUUCUUAUGACCGUUACACUGAUGCAAUUUACAAGGAAUACAACUGAUUGGUGGCUAGCAAAUGGUGUAACAUUGCAAGAUACUAAUUCGACCAAUAUAACAACAACGUUUUUUGAAUUGGAAGAAAUGAAUUUGGGUUUGAUCGAUAACAACAAUAUGAAAACGUUUUUGCUUAUAUAUCUCGGAUUCGCUUGCCUCAAUACCGUUUUUACCUUAUUAAGAGCGUUCAUAUUUGCGUACGGUGGUAUAGUAGCUGCGAAAACGUUUCAUAAGAAGUUGCUUAGAACCGUGUUACAAAGUAAAUGCGUAUUUUUCGAUGUAACACCUCUCGGAAGGAUUAUUAACAGAUUUUCGAGCGAUACGUACACGGUAGAUGAUUCAUUGCCUUUUAUACUUAACAUACUAUUAGCGCAGCUGUUUGGAUUACUCGGAUCGUUAGUUAUAACAGUUUACGGUUUACCUUGGAUAUGCGUGAUUCUAGUUCCGCUGAUUCCAAUAUACACAUGGUUAUUAAAUCAAUAUCGUAUGACGUCGAGGGAAUUGAAGAGAAUAUCCAGCGUUACCUUAUCACCGGUAUACAAUCAUUUCAACGAAACCUUGCUGGGAUUGAUGCAUAUCAAAGCGAUGCGUGCCGUUGUCAGGUUCCAACGUGAAAACGAAGAGAACAUCGAAGCUAACUUGAAAGCCCAAUUCGCCAGCCAAGCCGCGGCUCGUUGGUUAGGUUUGCGAUUGCAGUUAAUCAGCGUGGCUAUCAUAACAGGCGUAAGUCUGAUUGCUGUAAUUCAGCACCAGUACGAUAUCGCCAAUCCAGGUUUUAUCGGUUUAGCGAUAUCGUACGCUUUAUCCAUAACGAGCAGCUUGGCUGGAGUGAUAAACGCUUUCACCGAAACGGAAAGGGAAAUGAUUGCUGUCGAGCGUCUAAAUCAGUAUUUAGAAGUGCCUUCAGAGACUGCGUAUUACGUAAUGGACGCGCCGUUUGCUUGGCCUGGUCAAGGGGUGCUGUCGUUCAAAAACGUUACAUUGCAGUAUAGAAAAGAUUUGAAUCCAUCGCUUAAGAGAAUCUCUUUCGAAACAAGACCGUCCGAAAAAAUCGGAGUCGUUGGUCGCACUGGGGCUGGGAAAAGUUCGCUAAUAGCCGCUUUAUUCAGAUUGGUCGAUCUGUUGGAAGGUGUGAUUAGCAUCGAUUCGAUAGAUAUCAAGAAUCUAUCGCUAGCGACUCUGAGAUCGAGAAUGUUUUGCAUACCGCAAGAUCCGUUCCUCUUCAGCGGUACUUUACGAGCAAAUUUGGAUCCUUUAGGCGAAUUUACCGACGACGAAGUGUGGUCUGCCUUAAGAAAAGCGAACCUCUUUGAUACAAUCGACUCUCUUGGAGGUUUAAAGUGUUGCAUCGACGGUAGUGGCUCCAAUUUCUCCGUAGGGCAAAAGCAAUUGAUUUGUCUCGCCAGAGCGGUGCUACACAAUCCGAAAAUUUUAUGCAUCGACGAAGCUACGGCUAACGUGGACGAAGAGACUGACAAAAUCAUUCAAAAUGCUUUGAGGACCGCGUUUAGGAAUAGCACGGUAGUGACUAUAGCUCACAGGGUGCAAACUAUAUUGGAUUCGGAUCGUGUGCUGGUUAUGCAUCAAGGCGAAAUCGUUGAAUUUGAUAGUCCGGAUGUGUUGAUGAGCGAUUCAAAUUCGUACUUCCAUAAAUUAGUUGAAAAUAAAUAGUUAUUUUGUGAUACAGUAAUAUAUAUAAUUUAAAUAAACUUUUUUUGUAUUAAUAAUUAGAUUCUUAAUUCCGACCAGAAUACUCAACGCUUCAAUAUUUCAUAAAAAUAUAUCUCCUAGCAGGUAAAAAGAACACAGAUUCAUAGAUUAGAAAGAAAUUAAGUUUACCUUUCAAAAUCUCAGUGACUGUAAAAUAGUAUUAAUACGAAAUGAAUAUAGAUCGUAAAUCUCGUAGAAUAUAUACAUGGUGAUACUUUUCAACUGUAAAAGUCGUUAAAAAAACUCAAAAUAAAGAUCAGAAUUAAAUAAUCUAAAUCUGGG
Messenger RNA from Psylliodes chrysocephalus, 5143 nucleotides. The record is from the annotation of a GenBank genome assembly. Lineage: Eukaryota; Metazoa; Arthropoda; Insecta; Coleoptera; Chrysomelidae.